AUGACUUCCACUAACCCCUUAUCUACCAAUCCAGUUGGCCUUGGCCUUAUGGCAAUGACAUGGUGGGUAAAGCAGACACAUGACAAGCAAGCUUUUGGUACCAUGAAAGCGGCCAUCAGAAACGGUGCGACAUUCUGGUCAAGUGCAGCCUUCUACGGCACUGCCGAUCCAGCAGCGAACCUCUCCUUGAUACGUCGCUACUUCGAGAAGUACCCAGAGGACGCCUCUAAGUCCAUCAAGGGAUCCAACAAACAGCAGUGUUGCACGCGUGCCAGUGUAGAAAAUACCCUUCGCAUCCUGGGUGGCGCGAAGGAUAUCGACAUCUUCUCCCCCUCACGCUCUGAUCCUAAAAUUUCAACUGAGAGGACCUUCACUGAGCUCAAAGCCCUUGUGAACGAAGGAAACAUUAAGGGGGUCGGCUUAAGCGAGGUCGGUUCCAAGACUAUCAAGAGAGCGCACGCCGCUAUCCACCUUUGUGCCGUUGAGGUCGAGUUCUCACUCUGGAGCACGGAGAUUUUGACCAACGGCGUCGCGGCAACCUGCAAGUCCCUCAACAUCCCAAUCAUUGCCUAUUCACCCCUGGGGCGCGGCUUUCUCACCGGCCAGCUGAAGAACCUAAGCGACGUCCCAGCAGGCGAUGUUCGACUACAUUUUGAUGGCUUUCAACCCAAGAACUUCGAGACGAAUCUAGAGCUCGUUAGCAAGCUCGAUGCCUUUGCUGGGAGCAGGGGCGUCACCACUGCUCAGCUGGCUCUAGCGUGGGGUUUGGCCAACUCAGAUUCAGCCGAGUGUGGUACCAUCGUGCCGAUUCCGGGUGCUACAACUACCCAACGUGUAGAAGAAAACACGAAGAUAACCGGGCUAUCUGCAGAGGAUAAGGCUGAGCUUAAUGCCAUUGUUAACUCUGUCCCGAUUACUGGUGGACGAUAUAACGAGUACCUGGAAAAGGGGCUGUGGGGCUAAUAGGGGGGAUGUUGUAUGGAUACUUGUAGUAUGUUGGGCAGCGCAAGAUUCAAACGCAUCAUGGUCAAGUGAUGUUAGCACAGCAUACAUGGAAGCGAAGAGUCAGGAAAAUCUUUUAGGGUAUCUAGACAUGAAUUGAUGAGUUCGCAAAGAAUGGCUUGGGAGUUGUGGCAACAUAGCUCUUUAUGUGCCCGGAGUAGAUUCUUCAUGGGGAGUGUUGGCUUUGGUUUG
Xylaria bambusicola is the source of this 1194-nucleotide messenger RNA. Its product is annotated as NADP-dependent oxidoreductase domain-containing protein. Gene Ontology annotation, cellular component: cytoplasm. NCBI's taxonomy places the organism in Eukaryota, Fungi, Ascomycota, Sordariomycetes, Xylariales, Xylariaceae. The coding region runs from base 1 to 963 and encodes 320 amino acids. The record is from RefSeq and is a predicted model, not a curated record. The transcript has 3 exons.